Cornus florida is the source of this 1857-nucleotide messenger RNA. RefSeq names its product NADPH:adrenodoxin oxidoreductase, mitochondrial. The coding region runs from base 74 to 1534 and encodes 486 amino acids. Lineage: Eukaryota; Viridiplantae; Streptophyta; Magnoliopsida; Cornales; Cornaceae. The transcript is spliced from 13 exons. Gene Ontology annotation, molecular function: oxidoreductase activity. The record is from RefSeq and is a predicted model, not a curated record.
UUCUGUACUCUGUAGCAUUUGAAAACCCUAAUAUUCAGUCUUGAUCAACUUGUAAAUUUUUGAUAAAAAAAAAAUGGCGAUUUGUAGGGCAAGAACAUGGUUGGUAAGAAGCUUUUCGUCACUUCCUUUCAACCGGUUACGUGUCUGUGUUGUUGGAAGCGGACCUGCUGGUUUUUAUUCAGCCGAAAAGAUGUUGAAAGCGCAUCAAGGAGCAGAAGUUGAUAUUGUGGAUCGGUUGCCGACGCCUUUUGGAUUAGUCCGCUCCGGCGUAGCACCUGAUCAUCCUGAAACAAAGAUUGUAAUGAACCAAUUUUCUCGGGUUGCACAAAAUGAACGCUGCUCAUUCUUUGGAAAUGUGUCUGUUGGAUCUUCUGUAUCUUUGUCUGAGCUUCGCCAGAUGUAUCAUGUGGUGGUGCUUGCCUAUGGUGCUGAGAGUGAUAGAGUUCUUGGUAUUCCAGGAGAAGAUUUGACAGGGGUACACUCUGCUAGAGAAUUCGUUUGGUGGUACAAUGGACACCCAGAUUGCACAAAUCUAACUCCAGACUUGAAGAGAACUGACACAGCUGUUAUUCUUGGCCAGGGCAAUGUAGCUCUUGAUGUUGCACGUAUCCUUUUACGACCAACUGCUGAAUUAGCAACAACUGAUAUUGCUAGUCACGCUUUGGCUGCUCUAGAGGAGAGUUCUAUAAGGAAAGUUUACCUGGUUGGAAGACGCGGACCAGUGCAAGCAGCUUGUACUGCAAAAGAGCUACGUGAAGUUCUUGGUAUUAAAGAUUUGUAUAUUCAAAUUCAGGAAAUUGAUUUGCUGAAAACCACAGCAGAUGAGGAAGAACUGAAGAAUAGUCGAAUUCAGAGGAGGGUGUAUGAGUUGCUCUCCAAAGCAGCCAUCUCAGGACCUUCCUAUCCCAGUUCUGGUCAACGUGAACUCCACUUUGUUUUCUUCCGGAAACCAGAUAGGUUUCUAGAUUCAGGUGACAGAAGUGGCCAGGUCGCUGGUGUGCGCUUUGAGAAGACAGCUCUGAAAGAUGUUGGCUCCGGGAAACAGAUUGCAGUUGGUGCAGGGGAAUUUGAAGACCUUGAAUGCGGUUUGGUGCUAAAAAGUAUUGGUUACAAAUCCAUACCAGUUGAUGGUUUACCAUUCGAUCAUCAAAAAGGCAUUGUUCCGAAUGUUAGAGGACGUGUUCUAAAUGAUACUUCAGGAGAUCUCACACAUCUUGAGGAGGGGUUGUAUGUAUGUGGGUGGUUGAAGAGAGGACCUACAGGGAUCAUUGCUACCAACCUUUACUGUGCUGAAGAAACUAUUGCAAGCAUAUCUGAAGACCUUGAGAAAGGAGCAUUAGCAUCGGCAUCUACCUUCCCCAAGCCAGGCAGAGAGGGACUCCUUCACUUAUUAGAUAGCAGGGGCGCCAAAGUAAUUCCAUUCGGUGCCUGGGAAAAGAUCGACUCUGAAGAAAAGAGGCUUGGGAGUUUGAAGAACAAACCCAGAGAAAAAUUUACCACGCGGGAGGAGCUACUGAAAAUUGCCACGGAAUGAAACCAUUGUGUUAUGGAUCUUUAUUUUCUGACAGAAGAUCUAUAUCCAUGCAAUGGGUAUUUUUGGGCUGAAAAUAGGUACUUCUUUUUUCUUUUUGCCCGCCAUCUUGUUGCCACCCUCUCGUUUUCAUGUCAAUGAUCAUAUAUUGUAACACAAGGUUUUCAUGUCAAUGUUCAUUCUAUUGUAACAAGAAGACCAGAGUGCUUGAGCGGCAUGGCAUUGAAUUCCAAGAAAAUAACAUUGACAGUCGUUCCAAUGGGAACAGAAACAUUUGGCUUUAAAUUUUCAAUGUGUGAACAGGAACUGAUGCUUUAAAUUUUCAA